AUGAUUACUGAUAGUGAAAUAAAAGAAUUUCUUCCCCAAAGUAUUAGUAAACAGUAUAAGACAGAGCCAAUCGACUAGAAUAUUAGUGAUCUCUCUUUCAGUUUUACACACAGCCUGAAAAGUAGUGUGAAACCUAAGUUGAAUGAUUCAAUACAAUUCGAAACCCAGAUAGGCUCAAGAAUUUAAUCGAAACCUCCUUUGACAUCGAAAAGCGACAAAAAGUUCUAGAUUCCAAUAAUCAGAGACAAGACAUACUUUAAUUCUGAACUGAUUAGUGAUUAAAUGUCCACUCCAAGAUCGAGAUUGUAGGAUUGCAAAUUUUAGUUAAUUCACUUAAAGUAGUAAAAUUAACAGAACCAAAAGAUCAAUAAGUAAAUAGUGGUUGAGAAAUUAUCUAAGCAAUUGAAGGAAUCUUCAACAAUCAAUAUUUCAAAAUCAAAAGAGAUGAUAUAAAUUGAGCUGUUAUUGGCUGCAUAUAAUUAAUUACACUUAAGUCAUUCAUAAUUGAGAUAAUAGAAUAAGAAUUUAGAAUAAGAAAUUAAUAUGUGGAAAUCAAAAUACCAAGAAUUGGAGAAGAAGACAAAACAAAAUAUCCAUGCUAAAAGUACAUCAUUGUAGGUUUAAUUCAACAAGCCAAUUAAUUAAAAUAUAUGGGAGAGAUUAAAAACACAACCAUAUUCAACAAAUACUUUUAAGUUGUCCUUAACAGACACUAUUAAAUAUUGA
Molecule: messenger RNA, 726 nt
Organism: Paramecium octaurelia
Lineage: Eukaryota; Ciliophora; Oligohymenophorea; Peniculida; Parameciidae
Source: the annotation of a GenBank genome assembly